Messenger RNA from Sorex araneus (European shrew), 1780 nucleotides. Its product is annotated as hepatoma-derived growth factor-like. Gene Ontology annotation, cellular component: nucleus. The record is from RefSeq and is a predicted model, not a curated record. Gene Ontology annotation, biological process: regulation of transcription by RNA polymerase II. Gene Ontology annotation, molecular function: transcription coregulator activity; double-stranded DNA binding. The coding region runs from base 181 to 915 and encodes 244 amino acids. NCBI's taxonomy places the organism in Eukaryota, Metazoa, Chordata, Mammalia, Eulipotyphla, Soricidae. The transcript has a single exon.
CGUGCGGCGCGCGCGGCCCGAGACGCCGUGGCCGCGCCGGAGCUCGGGCCGGGGGCCGCCAUCGAGGCGGGGGCCGCGCGCGGGCCGGAGCGGAGCGGCAGCGCCGCCACCGCCGCACGCGCAAACUUGGGCUCGCGCUUGCCGGCCCGGCGCGGAGCCCGGGGCGCCCGGAGUCCCGCCAUGUCGCGGUCCAACCGGCAGAAGGAGUACAAAUGCGGGGACCUGGUGUUCGCCAAGAUGAAGGGCUACCCGCACUGGCCGGCCCGGAUUGAUGAGAUGCCGGAGGCCGCAGUGAAGUCAACGGCUAACAAGUACCAAGUCUUCUUCUUUGGGACCCACGAAACGGCGUUCCUGGGCCCCAAAGACCUCUUCCCGUACGAGGAGUCCAAGGAGAAGUUCGGCAAGCCCAACAAGAGGAAAGGGUUCAGCGAGGGGCUGUGGGAGAUCGAGAACAACCCGACGGUCAAGGCUUCUGGCUACCAGUCCUCCCAGAAAAAGCGCCUGGUGGCGGAGCCCGAGCCCGAGCCCGAGGCCCUGGAGGGGGAUGGCGACAAGAAGGGCAACGCGGAGGGCAGCAGUGACGAGGAGGGAAAGCUGGUCAUCGAUGAGCCCACCAAGGAGAAGAAUGAGAAGGGGGCACUGAAGCGGAGAGCAGGGGACCUGCUGGAGGACUCCCCCAAACGUCCCAAGGAAGCAGCAGAGCCAGAAGGGGAGAAGGAGGUGGGCGCGGUGGAGGUGGAGAGGCCAGUCCCCUCCGAGCCAGAGAAGAACAGCACAGCUGCCACGGAGCCUGGCUCUGGCCGGGGCCCCUCUCAGGAGGAUGAGGACGACGAGGAGGACGACGAGGAGGAGUGGGGGGCAACGACCAAGGAAGAGGCCGAGGCCCCUGGCAUGAGAGAUCAUGAGAGCCUGUAGCCACCAAUGUUUCAAGAGGAGCCCCCGCCCCGUUCCUGCUGCUGUCUGGGUGCUACUGGGGAAACUGGCCAUGGCCUGCAAACUGGGAAUCCCUUCCGCCCACCCCAACUCGCUUCCCUCCUCCACUCACUCUCCCUGCUCCAAGCCCAGCCCCUGGAGAUUGUUUUCAGGAAGGGGCAGGCCACCUGGGCCCCACCUCUGUGUCCCCACACCUCUGUGCUCUGUCUGGGUCCAAGCCAUGUCUUCUGCUCCAGGGUGUGACAGGAGGCCUUUUGUCCCUUCCCUCCAGAGCCACCUACCAGGGUUUUCCUCGUACCAGUGGUUCUGCCUCUGGGCUGGGGCACCCCUUGCCCUUUCCCCCAAGUAUUCAGAACCUCUCAGUUGGCGGGAGUCCCAAGUUGAGAGGGAGGGGUAAUGGGAGAGGGGUAUUUCUCACACUGGGCAGGGUGAUGUCUGGAGUCCUGUCCAGUCCCCCUGUACCACUUGGCCCUGCUGUCUGGAUUCAGGGGAAAUGGGACGGCUUGAGGGGGGCUGGGUGGCUCCCUGCUGAUUGAUGAUUGGCAAUAUCCAUUCUCCUUUUUGUGGGCCCCAGAACUUCUGGGAGUUGUAAUUGAUUAUCAAAAGGUUCCGGGGGCUUCCAAAUUGCUUGAGCUUUGGACCCUGGUCAGGACACUUGGCUGCACCCACCUUGGGUGGGGAGUGUGGAGAAAGCAUCUGCCCUCCUCUAAAUCUCAGGCCAGAGGGGGGCACCUUGCUUGGGGAGACCCCUGGCCCCCCCUGUUUCCCCUCCCUCACAGUACUCAAGGCCAGCCUACAGUCCCACAUCACCCAGACAUAACGGAAAAAAACACAUUUUUUAGGAAAU